GCGGCGGCAAAAGCAAACUUUCUCUCUCUCUCCAGCUUCGGCCGGGCCGUCCCGUCGGUGCGUCGAGUUUGUUAAGUAACCAGUCAGUCAGUUUGCACUUGGUGAUCACGAUGGUGAGACUGCAUGUGCGAACCGUCGUCUCGCCGGCCGCGCACACCUGAGCGUCAACACUGCAUCAUUGUGUUUCACAUGUGUUUUGAACAGACUCCUCCAUUUAGUUCCUUUGGAUUUGGUGUCUGAGUGCGACAAAGGGUUUCCCUGUGAUUACAUCUUCUUUCGACAUUGGAACGAAGACAAUAUUCAGGUGUCACCUUUAUGAUCAGCAGUGCGAUUUCGUGACCCCGGUUUAACCCUCUCAUAACCAAGCAUGGUGUUCGCCGUCUCAGUGGUGGUGGGCGCCAUCAAGACCGCGACGGCGCUCGUCGGUGGUGCCUUCUGGUUCCUGCCGACGUUCAUGCUAGCUUUCGCCUACUAUAACUACGAACUUUUCGACCCAGAAAACCGUGUCAUAAACCAGCAACAAUUAAGGACCGAGUAUGAUUUUAUUGUGGUCGGCGGCGGGUCCGCGGGCUCUGUAGUCGCGUCCCGCCUGUCCGAGGUGCCCGAGUGGAAUGUGCUUCUCCUAGAGGCCGGUGGUGACGAAACGGAACUCUCGGACGUGCCAAUUUUGUCUCUGUACCUGCACAAAAGCAAAUUCGACUGGAGGUACCUGACGCAACCCACCGACUCGGCUUGUCUGGCCAUGGAGGGGCACAGGUGCAGUUGGACGCGUGGCAAAGUGCUCGGCGGCUCGUCCGUGCUCAAUACGAUGCUGUACAUCCGCGGCAACAAGCGUGACUUUGACGAGUGGGCGGUGCAGGGCAACCCCGGCUGGAGCUACGAGGAAGUGAUGCCCUACUUCCUUAAGUCCGAGGACCAACGCAACCCAUACCUGGCCAGGUCCAAGUACCACGCGACGGGCGGACCGAUGACGGUGCAGGACGCGCCAUUCAACACGCCUCUCAGCGUUGCCUUCAUCCAGGCAGCGCAGGAGAUGGGCUACGACCACCUGGACAUCAAUGGAAAACAGCAGACGGGAUUUGCAAACUUCCAGUACAACAUGCGCCGAGGCUCGAGGUGCUCGAUGGCCAAGGCCUUCCUCAGGCCGGUCAGGCUGAGGAAGAAUUUGCACGUGGCACUUUGGUCGCACGCAACCAAAGUGCUGAUCGAUCAGCAGACGCACAGGGCCUACGGGGUUCAGUUUUUGCGGAACGGUCACAUUCAGACUGCUUUGGCUAGGAAAGAAGUAAUUCUUACAGCAGGAGCGAUUAAUUCUCCCCAGUUGUUACUUCUCUCCGGCAUCGGACACAAAGAACACGUGAGCCAAAUGGGAAUUCCACCAAUCCAAGACCUGCCUGGCGUGGGCAACAACCUGCAGGACCACAUUGCCAUGGGCGGCCUCGUCUUCAAAAUCGACAAGCCAGUCAGCCUGGUCAUGUCACGCACGGUCAACAUCAACUCAGCCAUGCGUUACGCGUUUUACGGCGACGGGCCUCUAACGUCUAGCAUUGGUAUCGAGACGGUCGGGUUCAUCAACACCAAAUACCAGAAUGUGACAGAGGACUGGCCCGAUGUUGAAUUCAUGAUGACAUCGGCCUCCACCCCAUCAGACGGUGGCUUGCAAACCAGGGUGGCGCACGGAAUCAGAGAGGACUACUACCAAGAGGUGUAUCGCGAGAUCAGCAACCAGGACGUCUUCGGCAUCUUCCCCAUGAUCAUGCGUCCCAAGAGCACCGGUUUUAUCCGACUGAAGAGCAAGAACCCCAAGGACUACCCGCUGAUGUACCACAACUACCUGACGCACCCUGACGACAUCAAAGUGCUGGUGGAAGGGGUGAAGGCGGCCGUGGCCGUCGGCGAGACGCAGACGAUGCGUCGCUUUGGCGCCCGGUUCUAUCGGAAGGCGGUGCCGGGCUGCGAGAAGGUGCCGCUUUACACGGACGCCUACUGGGAGUGCGCCCUGCGCAGGUACACGCUGUCCAUCUACCACUACUCGGGCACGGCAAAGAUGGGUCCGGCGCACGACGCCGAGGCCGUCGUCGACGCCAGGCUCAGGGUUUACGGCGUGCCGGGACUCAGGGUGAUCGACGCCUCCAUCAUGCCCACCAUCACCAGCGGCAACAUCCACGCGCCGGUCGUCAUGAUCGGCGAGAAGGGGGCCGACAUGAUAAAAGAAGACUGGGGCGUCGCCAUAAACUACACAGCGUGGCAUCCCUGAACAGCACGCACGAGUUGCAUGCUUCCGCUCACAUUCUUGUCACUACUUAAUCGCCUUAUUUAUUUCGCUGCUACAUAAGACAAUAUUCAGUGGCCAAAAUUCACCUGUGUGACUGUUCCGUCAAUCUUUCGUAGGAUUUCUACGGUAUAAUCGACUGAGCAAUGUUAGAGAUUUUUUUUCGAAAAUAAUGUAUAUAUAUUUGAUUUUUUACUACGUGCCUAAUUUAAGCAUAAAGCGAAUAGUUUGACUGCCUGAAUGUAGGGCAUACAUAUUUAGUUUUUUUUCAUCACGGUGAAUAAACCGGUAUUUUCGGCACAUCUUUGGCAUGCGCGGCGACCUUGCUUGAGUUGGUUGGAAAUGAUCUUGCCGGCGUGCCCAAUUAAGGGUCAGCGUGCUUUAGCGGCCCAGCGCGAAGAAAGUGCUAUCGCGGAGGAAGUGGUUCGAGUAAAAGUGAAGUACGCUGAAAAAAGUGCCUCGGCUGCGCAUCACGGCGUUCAUUAUCGUACACGCGCGAAUUGAAAUUAAGCAAGUGUAUUUCACUCUCCGCCUUACAAACUAGACUUUCGCUUUUCUCGGCGAGUCAAGUUUUAUGGGGGGCCUUCCUAACCUUUAGAAUGUCGACUCACAUCUCUCACCGCGCUUCAUAGUUACUGCGUUUCCGGUUUUAAGCUUUGAUCUUCAAUAAUUUUAAAAAGUCAAGUGCGACAAUCCAGGAGAGAAAGAUUUUAAGCAUAUAAACUUUUACUUUAGCUGGUUGAAAUUAAUUUGGCCAAGUCUCAGGAAAAAUUAUCUAACAUUUUAAAACUUAAAUAUUUCUCUAAAACUAUUUCUUAUAUAUUAUAAUAAAUCAAUGAGAAAAAUUAGGUCCUGUUCCAUUUUUGCGCUCAAAUUAAAACAUCUGGGACACCUAUUUCUCUUGAACAGUACUUGUCAAAAUUUUGCAACGUGAUUUAUUCAAAGCAAAGACAAUUUGAUCCUGUUGCGAUGAUGAAUGAGAGUUGUAGGAACGAAACAAGCUGAUGAUUGAUAGAUUGAUGCGUUCAGCAGAUGUUUCCAGCCGAACCAACAAAAGGAGUCUAAUUUGCCGUGGAGGUGCCGAGUGUCGAUUUAUUUCAUCUGUUCGCCUGUAUAAAGCAAUGAUGUAAUUUAAACAAACGGCUUUUGAUACAUCUUUCUCGCCAUUAUUGCGGCAAUCCCAAUAACUCACGCUGCUUUUGUUUUCGCGAUAGAUUAAUGUAUGCGCUUUGGAUUAGAAAUGGUUUUUGCUCUGCCCUUGUCACGAUCCAUCACGCUGGCAACACGCACGGCCAAUCAUUUCGCACAAAAUCCAUCUUUCUUGUAUUGAAUAUUUUUUCGAAAUUCAACUGUUUGCCUAUUCAGGUGCAGAAGCAAAAACAGGAGGUGGAAAGAAUCUAAUUGCAAGCGGCGAUGUCGUUAAAGUCUUGUUUUGUUGUGUCGCUGUGAGAAGCAAAUUAGAUCUCUACGAUUUCUCUCAUCAGCGUCCAAUCGACCGACGGACGUGCUCUUUUUCAAUUACAUUCUUUCUCUUCGGCGUCUUCAACAAAACCAUUUCACCUGGUCUCGAUUUAUUUUUUAUUUUUUCGAAAAAACUUCCGCACUAAUGGCGAGAGAAAUUACGCUCUUAAAUCGCAUAUAAAGUAAUCCUGCUGUGAUGAAUAUUAUAAUUAUUUCUAUGCCACUUAAGGAGUUGAAUAACAACGUUCUUUGCUGUUGGUGUGUGUUAGUUGCAGUGAUUUCGUGUGCAUUAGGCUUCCAUUAAGGGAAAAGUUGCAGUGGCGGCAAUAUAUAAUUAAUUACAAAAGUAUACGUAUGAAUGCAUCGCUCGCUUUCAGGCUAGGCGGUGGAUAAUAAUAAUAGUAGCACGUGUUUUGUGUGCGUGGAAUGAUUCCGGGUACUUCCUGCUGCAUUAUGUUACGUGUGUUGUGUUUCUUAGCGUUUCAGACAAAAAUUUUAAGUGCCACGUUGAACAGGUAAUCGCUCACAUACCUCAGAUCCUACUUUGUUACAACGCUAGCGUGUGUAUUAGCAAUAUUGGGAGCAAUUUUAUUAAUAAAAAUGUUAAUUGAAACAAC
Messenger RNA from Cloeon dipterum, 4350 nucleotides. RefSeq names its product glucose dehydrogenase [FAD, quinone]-like. The coding region runs from base 368 to 2257 and encodes 629 amino acids. Lineage: Eukaryota; Metazoa; Arthropoda; Insecta; Ephemeroptera; Baetidae. The record is from RefSeq and is a predicted model, not a curated record. Gene Ontology annotation, molecular function: oxidoreductase activity, acting on CH-OH group of donors; flavin adenine dinucleotide binding. The transcript is spliced from 5 exons.